GUGAUAAAACACUAAGCUUGUAGCAAUGAAUAACUGUUCGAUCCGAGAUGAUUAUGAUUCUAUGAAUGUAGAUUGUAUAGUCGUAAAUAUGGGAUCUGUAUCCGGAAGAGACAGGGUAUUACUAUUAGAUUACUGUACACAAAGAGAAAGUUUAUGCUCAGUAACAACGAAAAGAGAGUAGGAUUUAGUAAUGUGUACCUAAGAGACAAGUUCAAUACAAGCACUUGCAAGGAAAGUUAAUCUUAGUAUCAUACCAAUUAAAGAAAAAAUGUGUUAAGACCUCGUAAGACAAUACUAAUUAAUAACAGAGUCAGCAUAUAUGGUUUUCUUUUAUAUAUUUAUACUUGGUUGCACAAUUUCUGCGCAGAAAGAAGAAUUUAGCACGCAGUUAAACAAGCUGGUGAUUGAAGUAAAGGGUCUUUUUGUUCAAGAGGUGGACGUUUUGCAAAAAUUAGAGUUUGUUGAUUGGAUCCAAAAGCUAGGCCUUGCCAUCCACUUCCAGAAGGAAAUCAAUGAGUUCCUCGAAACUGUACUUGUCUAUUUCAAAAACAGCAACAAUCCUACUAUUAUAGGACAGAAUUUGCAAGUAACAGCACUAUGCUUCCGUCUUCUAAGGCAGCAUGGACAUAAUGUUUUGCCUGGCAUACUAGGUAACUUCUUAGAUGAAAAGGGUAUAAUAUUGAGGAAAAGCUCCUUUGCUGGUGAUGUUAAAGACGUUAUGGAGCUUCUUGAGGCCUCACACUUGAGCUUAGAAGGAGAAAAUAUAUUGGAUGAGGCCAAAACUUUUGCAAUCAAUUCUCUGAAGAAUGCUUUCACUCUCACUUCCAGCAAUAACAUGCUUCUUGACAGAGUGGUCCAUGCUUUGGAGCUUCCGUCCCAUUGGAGAGUACCGUGGUUUGAAGUCAAAUGGCAUGUUAUGCAAUACGAAAAGGAGAAACACAUGAACCCUGUUUUAUUUGAAUUGGCUAAAUUAAACUUCAACGUCAUUCAGUCCAAUCUUCAAAACGAGGUCAAGGAAUUAUCCAGGUGGUGGGAGAAUCUUGGCAUACAAAAAGAGUUGAGCUUUGCAAGAAAUAGAUUGGUCGAAAGCUUCAUGUGUGCAGCCGGAGUUGCUUUCGAGCCUAAGUACAAAUCCAUGAGGAAAUGGCUCACAAAAGUGAUUAUUUUCGUCCUAGUGAUUGAUGAUGUUUAUGAUAUUCAUGCCUCAUUUAAAGAAUUGAAGCCGUUCACAAUGGCAUUUGAUAGAUGGGAUGUCAAAGAACUUGAAGAACUUCCGGAGUACAUGAGGAUUCUCUUCCAUGCACUUAAAGAUGUGACAAAUGAAACUGCUCAUGAAAUUGCUGGAGAAAACAAUUUUAACAUGGUGUUACAUUACCUAAAGAAAGCGUGGAUAGAUUUUUGCAAAGCAUUAUAUAUGGAAGCAGAGUGGUAUAAAAAGGGAUAUAUUCCAUCUUUGCAAGAAUAUCUAAACAAUGCUUGGAUUUCAUCUUCGGGACCAGUAAUUCUACUCCAUUCAUAUUUUGCCACAAUCCAUGAAGUAACGGAUGAGAUAGAUGACUUUCUACACACAUAUGAAGAUUUGGUCUACAAUAUAUCUCUUGUAAUUCGACUUUGCAAUGAUUUAGGGACCACAGUGGCUGAAAGAGAAAGGGGUGAUGCUGCUUCAUCAAUCACAUGCUACAUGUAUGAAAUGGAUGUUUCAGAGGAGAUAGCAAGAAAGCAUAUCCAAGGCAUCAUAAACAAUGCAUGGAAAAAGAUAAAUAGGCACUGCUCCACUAAUGUUGCUUCUUCGGUGGAACCAUUUCUUACUCAGGCCAGAAAUGCGGCUCGUGUGGCCCAUACACUCUAUCAAAAUGGUGAUGGGUUUGGUAUGCAGGAUCGAGAUAUCAAAAAGCUUAUCCUAUCACUUAUUGUUGAGCCCUUUUAAAAGUUCAAGGGCAUGCAUGUGUGAUUUAUUAAAAGAUAAUGUAACUACAGUUUCAAAAAGUUGUAUUUUGUUUAAUUAUUAAAAAUAAUGGAAGUAUUAGGCAAAAAAUAAUUCUAAGCAACAU
Messenger RNA from Gastrolobium bilobum, 2051 nucleotides. Its product is annotated as alpha-farnesene synthase-like. The transcript is spliced from 6 exons. Bases 320 to 1927 code for a protein of 535 amino acids. The record is from RefSeq and is a predicted model, not a curated record. Gene Ontology annotation, molecular function: terpene synthase activity; magnesium ion binding. NCBI's taxonomy places the organism in Eukaryota, Viridiplantae, Streptophyta, Magnoliopsida, Fabales, Fabaceae. Gene Ontology annotation, biological process: diterpenoid biosynthetic process.